Messenger RNA from Ambispora gerdemannii, 954 nucleotides. NCBI's taxonomy places the organism in Eukaryota, Fungi, Glomeromycota, Glomeromycetes, Archaeosporales, Ambisporaceae. The record is from the annotation of a GenBank genome assembly.
AUGAAAGAACUCGUGGCAGUUCAGCCAACUUUCCCGCAAAAAAGAUUAAGAUAUGUACAGUAUAUGUUCUUUAAUACGAGAAAACUUAUGAAUAUUCCUUGCAUUAAAGUAAUGCAGGCGAUUAUAAUUCGCAAACAUGAAGGUGCUAGCAAACUUGAGGCUGUAAUUCAAAGCAGAUUGGAGGCAUCGUUUAAUAAUAUCCCUCUCAAAAUUUGUAUGAUUCAAGCCGGAAGCGUUAUUGAAAAGAAAAUGUAUGUGUAUGACGAGAUUUCUGAUAUUUUUAUUAAGGAACCUAAAGCAGAGCACUUCCAUAUCACUGACUUGGAACUUAGUGAUAAGGUUUUCAAAAUUUUAGAAAGGGAAGAGGUUAAUGGUCAUGACUUCCUCAAAAUAACUGAAAAGAAGCUUGAAAAAUGGGAUAUUCUAGUGGUCCUGCGACUAGACUUUGCUAAGGAGCUUAAGGAGAAAAAGUUGAGAUCGUUCUCCUCGUACAAGACUAAGAAAGACUUGAGAGAGGUGUUGGCGAAGCAUGAGGCUGAGAAAGCUGAUAUUGAGAAUAUGUAUAUUGAGCUUCUAAAGCAAAUUAGGGAGGAGUAUACCAGGCAUAUAGAUGAACUUAAAAAAGAAUUAGAAUCAAAGAAAAAUCGUAAAUGUAUUCUAAUUGCUCAAGUAUCUUUUAUGAGGGGAUUAGAACUUGAUGCUUUCUUCCGACAUCAUCGAAUGGCAUUAGAAGUGCAAGGGGCACAACAUCGGCUUCAUAAUACUAGCUGGUAUAAAGAUGUCAAAAAACUCGAAGAUAUUGUUGAUCGUGAUCGGAAAAAAAGAACCUUAUGUCAGCUUAAUGGAAUUUAUCUUUUUGAAGUAUGGUAUGAUGAGAAUCCGGAAAUCACGAUUCCUCAGAAGAUAUAUAAAUUUAAAGAGUGUAUUGAUCGAAAAGACUUUAAUCUUGAUUAA